AUGCAAUAUCCCACCCCACCACAGAGCCCUCUACGUGGGCAACGACUCGACAAUUCCGACUCAUAUUCACCUUACGAUAACCCAUGGUCAUCAGUCUCUACCCAAAGCGAUGAAAGGUCUAUAUACCUCGCUCAAAGAGUUCCCACACCCGUCGACUCCAACCUUCAUUCCAUCUUUGGGUCUUUUGGCGAUGGGCCCAUUCUCGAGCAAAGCCUCGCGGUCAACACGACCAGAACCAUUCCUUCAGAACCACAAAACCACCACUCGCUUCUCACCGAUGAAUUGACAGAAAGAAGACAGAUAACGGCAAGAACCCUCGAACGACACAGACUCCUAUUCGCCGAGCUACACUGGCAAGCCACACACAGGACCCUGCGUCCAUUGAGCAGGGCAAUGUCAGCACCAGUCUCCCGUCGGCCUUCACAACGCAAGGCUCUUUCCGACACUAGCAGCUGUAGUCUCGGCCCCGAUUGGGCUGCGAAUCUGGGACCUGCAAUAAGUCCUGUUCAGCCCCUAUUCCCGCCACCAGAGAGAAGGCCUACACCCCCCGGUGUCCCCUCGUUCGGCUCACCAGAGGCUUUGCGCUACUCGGCCCAAUUCCUGAUGCCAGACUACCAAUAUCGCACACGAGCACCCGAUGCUUUAGAUCGUGCUAGUCCUGGUGUUCAGCGGAGCAGCUCGUUUCGUGACUCCAUAAUGAGAAUAUUGAACUACCCUCGUCCACCUCGUGAGGACGAGCAUUCCGUUCGUGACGAGCACUCCGUUCGCGGUAUAGGCAGAGCCCAAGACGGAACAGUCGUACAGGGUCGGUUCCCAUACCGACAAAGUGGACAUGGAAUGCAUAUCGGCCAACAGCUGCACAGCCAUCCUUUCCAUGGAAAUCUUGCCAUCGCACGCCCCGAAAGAGCAGAUACAAUCCAUGAUCCUACUUCAGUUGAUUCCGCAAAAGGCGGUCCGAACAGACGUGUCCAGCUUCGCCCCCGUUCCUCGUCCAUGGGAGAGAGGACAGCACCCCGUUGUCCCAUUGCUUAUAAUCCUCCACCCCCAGCAGCUGCUGCCGUGACACACCAUCAAACAGCCAAUGCAGGAAAUCAUGCUCAGUCGCGUAAUCUGCCUGAUUCGGACCGUUUGUCCGGAAUCGCUCCUGCUCCACCGUUCAAUAGUCCGGCAGAGUCUUCGCAACGGACUAGCACUUCGGGAAACAAUCCUUCCAAUCCCUCCCGAUUACGUUCUGUGUCCACGAUGGCUGCCCGUCGCGGCGGAGAUGAAGUUCUGAAUGCAGAUGCACCUGUCUAUGAAGAUGUGUUCUCCUGGGUCAAAGCACAGGCUUUUCUCUGCUGCUGUUGCUUAGGAGGUUGUGAGGAAAGGAAUGCUUCUGGUUCUAUUGGACAGAGUAGCUCGCAGGAUACUUAUGCGACUGCGCAGAGUCAAACAUCGUCUGCUGGAGCAACUGCCGGAACACCCGCUGGAGCAACUGCUGGAUCAAUUGCUGGAUCAACUGCUAAUUCACCUGCUGGUUCACCUGCUGAUUCGCAGACUGGAAGUGCUGAGCUCACUCGUUUACAGAGACUGCAUUCGUGGCUCUCGUCUGUGUAUGGGACUGUGUUCCCCGCGGAACCUGUCUCGACACCAGCUACGGGAUAA
This is a messenger RNA of Penicillium bovifimosum, 1644 nucleotides long. RefSeq lists its product as uncharacterized. Bases 1 to 1644 code for a protein of 547 amino acids. NCBI's taxonomy places the organism in Eukaryota, Fungi, Ascomycota, Eurotiomycetes, Eurotiales, Aspergillaceae. The record is from RefSeq and is a predicted model, not a curated record. The transcript has a single exon.